AGUAAAAGAAAGACAACAUUUUCACAAGCAUAAAUUAAUUUUAUACAUUCGCUUAAACACGAGAGGUUGAAUUUCUUAUAUAUUUUUGGAUUAAUUAAGGUAAAAACAGUCCGGAAUACUUGUCAAGUCUUGUCCGUCUUUUGAAAAAAAACUGUCCAAGUACCAGCAAAGGUCAAUAUAAAACAGACAAGAAGAAAGUUUGAUUUAUGGUACUGCUGUAAGACAAGAUGGGAUCACAGCAGUCAUCAUCACCGUCCCAAAACAAACCACCAACAUUUGAUACAGAGGAGCAUAAGUUUAUCUUUGACAAUGUACAUAAUAAUUGUGUAACAGUGUUCUCAAAGACAUCUUGUAUACACUGUACAAAUACUAAGAAACUGUUUAAUGAGAUAGGUGUUCCUUUUAAAGCUAUAGAAAUCAAUAAGAUAGAAUCUGGUCACAAAGUUCAAAAGGUUCUAGCUGACAUCACAAAACAAAAUACAGUACCAAGAGUUUUUGUGAAUGGAGAAUGUAUUGGUGGAGCGUCAGAUACUAGAGCAUUGCACCAAGCAGGACAACUUCUUAGGAUGAUACAGAAAUGUAAAAUCAAAUGAUAAACACUGCUGAUACAAACAUUGAUUUUAAUGUAUUCAAGAUUUCUGUGAUAAUUUUGUUAUUUAUCAAUUAAUCAAUGUCAUGAAUUGUUACACAAUCUGAUUCAAAAAGUUCUAGACAUUAAUUUUACAGGUACUUGUCUCAGAAAAAACAUAUUAAGGUAUAAAGGAAAUUUAUUUUCCGAGACAAGUGCCUGUGAGUAAUUUACAUGUGAUGAUGUUAUCGCAAAAUCUUACUACAAUAAAAGUGUUUAAACCUUGCUGGCUCAAACUUUUUAGCAAACAAGAAAUCAAAUUUAUCUCUAUGUGAAAAAGUUAAAUGAUAUGAAACAAAGUACAGUUAAAAUUCAGAAUUAAUGAUCUGUUUGUAUGCUUUAUAUUUGGUGCUGUGUAUUGAUGAUACCAUAACAUCCUGUAUAUUGAUAUUACUGUUAAAUCUCAUUACUAAUGUUUACCAAUGUGUUCCUGUAUCAUUCAUGUACAUUAUCAGUUAA
Molecule: messenger RNA, 1087 nt
Organism: Mytilus trossulus (common blue mussel)
Lineage: Eukaryota; Metazoa; Mollusca; Bivalvia; Mytilida; Mytilidae
Product: glutaredoxin-2, mitochondrial-like
Exons: 3
Coding region: 228-593 (121 amino acids)
Cellular component (GO): mitochondrion
Molecular function (GO): protein-disulfide reductase activity
Source: RefSeq, a predicted model, not a curated record